This is a messenger RNA of Zootoca vivipara (common lizard), 1336 nucleotides long. Its product is annotated as vacuolar protein sorting-associated protein 33B. Gene Ontology annotation, molecular function: guanosine-3',5'-bis(diphosphate) 3'-diphosphatase activity. Gene Ontology annotation, biological process: vesicle-mediated transport. The record is from RefSeq and is a predicted model, not a curated record. Lineage: Eukaryota; Metazoa; Chordata; Lepidosauria; Squamata; Lacertidae.
GGCAGCUCUUUCCCUUCCCAGCCAAACCAGCCCAUCGCCCUCCGUCCAUCGCCUUUGCAAAAGGGCUACCGGAGUGCCUGCCCGCCCCGCGUGCUCUUGGGCAUUAGGCCGCCUGCGCUUUGCAUCCGGGGAGAGCGACCGUUUCCCCGGUGGUGGCCAUGAGUGCCCCGGACGCGGUACGCCUGCUAGACGCCGCCGACUUCGCGGCCCGGAAGCACGCGACGCAGCGGCGCAAAGACCCGGAAGGCACGCCGUACAUCAACCACCCCAUCGGUGUAGCCCAGAUACUGGCACAGGAAGCUGGAAUAACAGAAAUUGCAAUACUGCAGGCUGCUCUCCUCCAUGACACUGUUGAAGACACAGACACCACCUUCUCAGAGAUCGAGGAGCACUUCGGGGAGGAAGUGAGGCGAAUUGUGGAGGAAGUGACGGAUGACAAGACUUUGGGCAAGAAGGAGCGCAAGCGGCUGCAGAUUGAACAAGCCGCUCAGAGCAGCCGAGAGGCCAAGCUGGUGAAACUGGCAGAUAAGCUGUACAACCUGCGAGAUCUCAACCGCUGCACACCCCAAGGCUGGUCCGAGAAGCGAGUCCAGGAGUACUUCCACUGGGCUUCGAAGGUAGUGACAGGCUUGCGCGGGACAAGCCCAGUGUUGGAGGAUAAAUUGUGGCUGCUGUUUAAAGCCAGAGGGCUUUAAACCUGAGUGACAUGGCUAAGCUGCAGCCAAAUCCACUGGAAGGGAAAGCAGGCCACAAACCUUGCUGAGCUACUAGGUAAAAAAUGGAGAAGACUUUCGCCAAUUUGUCUUCGGUCCCACUUAACUCUUAUCCUGCCUCAGGGUUUCUGCACUGCCCAUUAGCUACACUCAGUGUAAAGUGAUACCCUCUACAUAUAUUUGGAAUACUCUGAAAGUAUUCUGGAAACAAGGCCUUUUCCAUCCUCUGGAACAAGCGUAUACAUUAAGGCAUACAAGGGGAGAGGAUGAAAGUAGCUCACUUCCUUCUCUUUUCCCCCUGUCCCCGGUCCCUGCAAAUAAAGAGGAAGGCAGCCUAAGGAUACCACGGCCUACUCCUUUCCCCACGUGACUUGGCUAUUGCAGCACCUUUGGAGGGCAGGACUACAAAAAACUCUUGCACCUGCAGUUCAAGCACAGCAUCCUCCUUCCCUCAGCUCAUUACGGGCAUAUGCAGAAAAUCACUUUGCAAUAUGGUUCCUGGAGCGUAAUGGAGUGUCUCCGUUCCCAAGAUCUUACUUAUCUCACCCACCCACCUUGCUUGGCUGGAUAGCGAAAGCAUGUAUGUUGAGUGGUUCUCAAUAAAAGCCUUGAGCAAUUUGUGA